AUGAUCCUUCCUUUUCUCUCAGCUGAACAACAGCAGCCCCAAAUCUCGGCCAAGAUUGCAAGUCCUUUGCACCAGCCCGAAGUGGAGGCAGGAGAAGAACUGUUAUCAUUUAUUCACUCCGCCUCUCAUGGCAAUGACAAACAGCAGCAGCAUCUGACUGCCCCGCUGUCGGCCCGCAGUCACUUCCCAUGGAAGGACGAGUCCCAGGCAGAGACAGAGGCACAGGCUCAGGCACAUGUGAGCUCCCCAUCCCCAUCUGAGAUGCAACAGCAUGAGCAACAAACGCUUCAACAGCAGACGCCGUUUGAAGCGGAUCUCCAGGAGAGCGUAAACGCUUUAAUGGAAGAAGAGGAGCAGCCUGUAGCUCCGCUCUCACCGCUGUCGGAGGCAGAAGAGGAGCAGGGCAUGGGUAGGAUAACAAAUCCAAGAAUUGUGGACGUGCUGCAGUCCAGCUCUAAGCUUCAAACCCUCUACAAAAAAGUGCUAGCGCGGAAGAAGAUAGGCCACAAGAUGAGCUCGAAUGAGGAUACCUAG
Messenger RNA from Drosophila persimilis, 534 nucleotides. RefSeq lists its product as uncharacterized. The coding region runs from base 1 to 534 and encodes 177 amino acids. NCBI's taxonomy places the organism in Eukaryota, Metazoa, Arthropoda, Insecta, Diptera, Drosophilidae. The transcript is spliced from 4 exons. The record is from RefSeq and is a predicted model, not a curated record.